Verticillium dahliae VdLs.17 is the source of this 1632-nucleotide messenger RNA. RefSeq names its product mitochondrial distribution and morphology protein. Gene Ontology annotation, molecular function: ribosome binding. Gene Ontology annotation, biological process: intracellular monoatomic cation homeostasis. Gene Ontology annotation, cellular component: mitochondrial inner membrane. Lineage: Eukaryota; Fungi; Ascomycota; Sordariomycetes; Glomerellales; Plectosphaerellaceae. The transcript is spliced from 2 exons. The record is from RefSeq and is a predicted model, not a curated record. Bases 1 to 1632 code for a protein of 543 amino acids.
AUGAGCGCCUCCGCCAGCGUUGCCCGCCGGGCAGUCGUUGCGAACCCACUCGCUGGGAACGCACGCGCUCUCACAGGCCUUGCUCUGCCCCACGGAUCUUUCAACAGAUACGCCCGACACCUCCCCCGCAAGACUUCGGCACUCGCCAUCCUUGUUCCCGUUCGCCACAUGAGCACUGAGCAUCAUAACCAGAACCAACCGCAUUCUGGCCCGCCCCCUGGGUUCAAUGUCGAUGCGGCUAAAAAGCCUCUCGCUCAAGAUGCCUCAUCCGUCCCCAAGAAGGGUCAGAGCUCUUCUGAACAGAAGAAUGCCUCGAACAACAGCGCUGCAAGCUCAUCCGAGGUUCCAUUGAAGGAGGUUGAGCUCGACGCCGAGGGCGGUGCUGGUACUUCUGUGAAACAGGGCGUUGCGGUUGACGCUAAAGACUCCAAAGAGCAGAAGUUGACGGUGUGGCAGAAGGUGAAGAAGGAGGUGCAUCACUACUGGGAUGGCACCAAGCUCCUCGCUGCUGAGGUCAAGAUCAGUACUCGACUGGCGCUGAAGAUGGCUGCUGGUUAUGAGCUCAGCCGAAGGGAAAACCGCCAGUUGAAACGCACCGUUCAGGAUCUGGGUCGACUGAUUCCGUUCUCCGUCUUCAUUAUUGUCCCCUUCGCCGAGUUGCUGCUUCCCGUAGCCCUCAAGCUGUUCCCCAACCUGCUGCCCAGCACGUACGAAGGACAGAAGUCCAGGGAUGCCAAGGUAUCGGGCCUUCGAACGACAAGAAAAGAAGUCAGCAAAUUCCUACAGCACAGCUUGAAGGAAUCUGGCCUCCCUGUGACUCCGGCAACCAUCCAGCGGGAGGAGAUUACGACAUUCUUCCGGAAGCUCCGUUCUUCGACAGAGACACCUACCCACGAAGACAUCAUCAAGGCGUGCAAGAUUUUCAAGGAUGACUUGACGCUGGACAACCUGUCCAGGCCUCAGCUGGUUUCGAUUUGCCGCUACAUGAACCUGAACAACUUCGGUACGGACAACAUGCUCCGUUACCAGAUUCGCCACCGUAUGCGACAAAUCAAGAGAGACGACAGGCAGAUUAGCUACGAAGGUGUCGCGUCACUCACUUCUGGAGAGCUGCAGAUGGCUUGCGCCAGCCGAGGCAUCCGCACGCAGAGCGUCUCGCCCGCGAGGAUGCGCGAGUACUUGCAGCAGUGGCUCGACCUCCGUCUCAAGGAGGCAGUACCCUCGACUCUGCUUGUGCUCAGCAACGCAUACAUGUACGGCCAAGGAGCCGGUGGAGCGACGAGUCAGAUCGAUGCUCUUGUUGGCGUGCUUUCUUCCAUUCCGGAUGAGCUUCUCCACGAAAUUGCCCUCGAGAUUGAGACAUCUCAGGGCGCUGCCACCAACAAGCAGCGUCUGGAGGUUCUCAAGGAGCAGCAGGAACUGAUCGAGGAGGAGAACGAGCAGAACGAGGAGAAUGCCAGCACUGGUCUGGCCACGCCUCGUGACAUCGAGGACAUUGACGAGAAGGAGGAUGCGAUCGCCAUGGAGGCCAAGUCAGUCAGCCCCGAACAGGUGAAAGAGGCCGCCGAGGCAGAGCAGGAGAUGCUUGACGCUAGGCGAUCGCAAGAGGUGACCCCUAAGAAGAACGAGUGA